AUUCAUUAUUCAAGAUUCAACCAUGUCAACCACCUCUACCAGCGACAGCGCUGCCACCGGCUCGACGCCUGAAGAUGUACUCCGUCCAUCAACCGCAGUUGAUCCCGGCGAUAUGAGCGAGCCUUCUGGCUCUGACGUCACUCAGUCGCUGGCCUUCUCGUCCGGAAACCCUGGAAUCCUAGAAACCAGGGGGGUUAUGAUUCUUUAUCGUGAUGAUAUAUUUUCCUCAACUUCUCAACUUCCGGUCGACAGGAAACCAUAUCUUUGCGUGCUAGCAGUACCGAAUCACUUGAAACCACAGAACUUCUGCCAGUUCUGCGAUUCGUUCAUUCAGCACAUAUUGGAGAUGCGACUCGUCAGGAAUGAUGGAAUGGGGGACCAGUAUAGUGUUCUUAUAAGGCUUGAUAAUCAGAAUUCUGCUGAUGAUUUUUACAAGCAUUUCAACGGAAGGCGUUUCUCGUCUCAGGAGGAAGAAGUUUGUCGUGUCCUUUUUAUAGUAGAUGUACAGUACGCUGCAUUGAUCGAACAUGCACAGUUCUCGUCUGCAAGCUCAAUGGAGGAGCCCUAUUGUCCCGUAUGCCUUGAGAGGUUAGACCAAGACAUGAGUGGAAUCCUCACAACUAUCUGCAAUCAUUCUUUCCAUUGUUCUUGUAUUUCAAAAUGGACAGACUCUUCUUGUCCGGUCUGCCGAUAUUGCCAGCAACAGCCUGAGAAGUCAAAUUGUUCUGUUUGUGGAACUUCUGAGAACCUUUGGAUUUGUGUUAUCUGUGGUUUUGUUGGGUGUGGGAGGUAUAAAGAAGGUCAUGCCAUUCGGCAUUGGAAAGAAACACAACACCGCUAUUCUGUUGGAUUGGAAACCCAGUAUUUUUGGGACAAUGAUGGAGACAAUUAAGGACCAAAAAACGGGAGCAAACGGCUGUAAAUUCGGUGAGUGAAAAAAUGAGGAACCUGGAGGAACAGAUUAGAAGUGCGAACUUGAUUAUUGAAGAAAUGAAGACAAGGGAGAAAAGUCUAGGACAGUCUUGUUUAGUACCGCCAAUGGAAUCAAUCGUCAAGAAAUAGUGGGAAGCAUGCAAACAAGGAUUAGUAACAGAAGAAGAAUCUAUUAGUGCAUGGUUGAUUCAUCAUAGAAGCCAUCUGCUGAUUGUGGAGUAAAUAUGUUUCUGUGUAAGUAGCUUGUUUUCUGAAAGUCUAACCUCAUUACAUGAUUGAUAAAGAGUCAAUCAAAUAGUGUGAUUUGGACCACGCCCCGAGAUUGAACUGAUAAAAUAAGUUCUGUUCAUCCAAUCAAAUAGUGUGUAAUCGAACAAUAAGUUCUGUUUUUUUUUAUUUUUUUUGCAAGUAGUAAGUAGACUAGAAUUAUGAGACUGGAUAUCCUAUUUGAGUCUUAAAAUGUUUAAAUUGGUGGUA
This is a messenger RNA of Nelumbo nucifera (sacred lotus), 1410 nucleotides long. Its product is annotated as BRAP2 RING ZnF UBP domain-containing protein 2-like. Lineage: Eukaryota; Viridiplantae; Streptophyta; Magnoliopsida; Proteales; Nelumbonaceae. The record is from RefSeq and is a predicted model, not a curated record. Gene Ontology annotation, molecular function: zinc ion binding; ubiquitin protein ligase activity. Gene Ontology annotation, cellular component: cytoplasm. Gene Ontology annotation, biological process: protein ubiquitination; Ras protein signal transduction.